AUGCCAACAAUGCAACAACUUUGCAGUCGAUCGUACAAAUUGCAUUUCGAUCCUCGAAUUGGCAUUCAUACUCAUGUUCCCAUACUUUUCGAUUAUUUCCAUCUUUCCGCAUUGACAACGACCGUGCAUGGGUCUCUACUUUGCCUCAUUCCGCCCUAUGUUUUCGAUCGACCAAAUGUUCGUCGAACGUCGUUAUUCAGUUUUCUGUUCGGUCAAGAUCUUUCGCAAAUUACCACCGAUCAAAUCAAUCCUUCUCUACUACAACGAGCAUAUAAUCUUCACAAUAGUAUUUGCGAAAUUCUUCUUUCAUCUUAUGAAUCUCUACAAGACUUCUAUGAAAAUAUGCUUGAACAUCUUCCAUCGAAUGCAGAUAAACCUUUACAUGUUCACCAAAAAUGUCAACAAAAACUACGAAGUCUUUGUGAUAAAUUGAAGAACAUUGACGAUAUUCAUACGAUUGACAAUCUCGCUCAUGCGCACAUCGCCCAAUGUUCGGCAGAGAACAUUAUGCUUUGGUGUCAGUUCAUUCAAACGUUUGGUUUGCACGAAUCAACAGCGAUUGUUCUCGGAAAAGAAUAUCAUUUCAAACGCGUUAAACGUCUUUCCGAAGGUUUUUUUCAUCGAGAAAUUCCGCGAUCUCAUUUGCUUACAAGUGAAGGAGAAUCAUAUAAUGAUUUACACGAUCUCGUUCGAAACUCACAGUACUAUUCACGCUUACCCGUUUUGACCAUUGAGUGCGUUGAGCUUGAUGGCGUUCCAGAUACGUUACCCAUUCUCAUCGAAGAAGUAUAUUCAGCAAUCGAACAAAAACCUAUGUCAGCAUUUCCAGCAAGUGUCAAGAACAAAUCCAGUAGUGGAAUAAAUGACAAUCCACUUGUGCAAGCUGUUCAGAAUUUUAGUAAAUUUCAUCCAACAUUUGGCCUUUGCUUGAGCGGAAGUAUGGAUGAAACAGUAUUAAGUUCACUUUCCAAACCGCCGGCAACACCGCCGUUAAAGUCAGUUAAACGACAACAACAACAAUCAUCGAAAGCUUCCUCGACUGAAACUGCGUCGAUCUGCACGCCGAAAGUUCGUCAAUCUGGAAAAAAUCUCCUUUCAUUUCGUACUCAAACACCGAUUACUGUCAACCCUAUCGUUGCAUUUUCAAGUGACCCAUCGAUUCAAUUAACAUCAUUUCGGAAAGUUGACCAAGACAGUACUCCAACGUUAUCUUCCUCAACCACGACAACACAAACGACAACUACCAACGUCGAAAGCAACUCCACUUCAUCGUCUAUCCUAUUUCCUUAUCAAUCUGAUUCGGACAUAACAAAUGCUUCACGUUUACAAAAACAGCCAAGUCGAUAUUCGUUACCUGAAGUUUCAUUUCAACGUACUGAUAGUGCACUAGCAGCUCAACUUGAUUCGCCGAUCAUCCCUCAAUUUCUAUGUACAACACCUGAUAAUAAAACAGAUGAAGUCUUUCUUACCGAUGAUCCCGAAAAGGCUGUAGCAGCAUCGACUUUCGGUGAUUCAAGCAUGAAAUCGAAAGUUCUACAAGCUUCGUUUCGGGGUAAAGCCAGUACGAUGGAUCGAAGAACAGCUGCCACAACACCGUUACGUUCUCACUCGACUUCCACUAAUCCGAACAAAAAGAAUCUCAACGCCCAACCAAAAUAUUUCACAACAAAACUGAAUGAUCCAUCGUCAACCAACGGACCAGCCAAUUAUUCUCUCGAUUCAGUUCUCAAUCUAACAUUACAGCUAGAACAAACAGCAACUGCUGAUUACCAUCGACGACAUACGAUUUCGACAAAUGAUGUUGAUCCAUUACUUUUGAAUGGUUUAACUGAUGAUGAAAAUGCGCUCAACCUAAUGGAAAAAACCAACGGUCAACACUCGCCAUCGUCCGCCGAUGAUCACGACCAAUCAUCGAAAAUGGAAGAAAACGAUCGUAUACAAAGCAAUUCGCUAGUUAACAAUCAAACCAUGGAAUAUGUUGUCUACAAAGAAAAGUUGAAACAAACGAUUUCAGCUAAAUUCUCAACGAAUCUCAUGUUUUACUCCGACUUUUCAACUUUAGCAUCGACUAUUCCAUACUUUUAUCAGGAAACAGUUCCAUUUGACUCGAAUGGUAUCCAUUUAAUUGUUUGUGUUCAUGGUCUCGAUGGAAAUUCAGGCGAUUUGCGAUUAGUUAAAACAUAUCUAGAACUAUGCUUACCUGCAUGUCGAUUGGACUUCCUCAUGUCGUCUGCGAAUCACUCCUCGACGUUCGACGAUAUUGACAUCAUGGUGAAACAACUUAUUGACGAAAUCGAUGGACACAUUGAACGUUACGGGUUAAAACCACAGCGGAUUAGUUUUGUUGGACAUUCAUUAGGAAAUCUCGUUGUGCGCGCAACAGUCAGUCAUUCACGAUUUGAACGAUAUCGCACGCUGCUGUAUACGUAUCUCUCAUUAUCUGGUCCACAUUUAGGAACAUUGUUCAAUUCAAGUGGUUUGGUGAAUAUGGGUAUGUGGUUAAUGCAAAAAUGGAAGAAAUCAUGUAGUUUAUCGCAAAUGUCAUUCAAAGACCAUGUCGAUCCUAAACAAACUUAUUUGUAUAAACUUAGUAAAAAACCUUGUUUAGAAUAUUUUAAGAAUAUUUUAUUAAUUGCAUCACCACAAGAUCGUUAUGUCCCAUUUCAUUCGGCACGAAUCGAAAUCUGCAAAGCUGCUCUAAAAGAUACAGUUUACGGUUCAGUUUAUGUUGAAAUGAUAAGUAAUCUACUUGAUCCAAUUCUUCGCAAUCCAUCAAUAACAUUUGUACGAUUUAAAAAAAACAAAUUUUACAACAAAAUGCCUUUAGCUAAAGAUCUCCUUCAUCCAUCCAUCGAAGAAGAACGUCGCAAACACAAAAAGAAACGACUUGUGCAAAGUCCAAAUUCAUACUUCAUGGACGUUAAAUGCCCAGGUUGUUACAAGAUUACAACAGUUUUCAGCCAUGCACAAACAGUCGUCUUGUGCGUCGGUUGCAACUAUGUUCUCUGUUCACCAUCAGGUGGCAAAGCACGUCUUACAGAAGGUUGUUCAUUCCGUAAGAAACGUGACACACCAUUAGCACGCAAAGAUGAUACUGAACGAAAUUAA
Adineta ricciae is the source of this 3108-nucleotide messenger RNA. Lineage: Eukaryota; Metazoa; Rotifera; Eurotatoria; Adinetida; Adinetidae. The record is from the annotation of a GenBank genome assembly.